Messenger RNA from Naegleria gruberi, 972 nucleotides. RefSeq lists its product as uncharacterized. Bases 1 to 948 code for a protein of 315 amino acids. The transcript has a single exon. Lineage: Eukaryota; Heterolobosea; Eutetramitea; Acrasida; Naegleriidae. The record is from RefSeq and is a predicted model, not a curated record.
AUGGGUCAACGCCAAACCACAAAGAAGGACACAGGCCUUCACCAAUCUCUCAAUCUCAAGCAACUUGCUCAAGAAACAGAUUCUUCAACGAGUAUUGACAUUGUUGAUUGUUUUGACAUGAUUGAGAAUCGAGUUUAUAUAGAAAACUAUUGGCAAAAUAUUGAAUUGAAAGAAAACAAGAAAGAUUUGAAGGAAAUUUCCAAAGAAUUGCAAAAAACUGACAUUUUUGAAACUCAAAACGAAAUCCAAAAAUGUGUUCAAGAUUGUUAUCUGUUUCUAAAACCAAGUGAGAGAGAACCAUUUUACAAGGCAAUUGAAAAUAUCGUUCUCCAUGGCAAUCACCUUAUUAAAGUUGGUAAAUUGGGAGUUGAACUAUUUACUGAUAUUUUAAAUCAAGUCAACCAAGGAUCAUAUGAAAAGAGAAUGAAUGCAAUUUACAAGUUUUGGGAAGAUUACUUUGACAAUGCCAAAUAUUUAACUAAACUUGAAACUUCCAUUAAACAUAUGGAGAAUAUUCUGAGAGCCAAAGCAAAGAAAUACUUUUGGGCAAGUAUUAUUUUGGGAGUUGUGUCCAUGGUUGGUUUGGUUGGUUUGGGAAUUGCUGCAAUUACAACAGUGAUUGGUGCCUUUGUGGGUGUUCCUAUUGUGGCUGGAGUUGGUGUGGUCAUGGCAGUUGGAUGCAGUGUGGCCAUUCCUGUGGUCAUGAACUCUUGCAUGGAAGCCACUGAAGUCAGUUCAUUCGCAGGCAAUUGGGAAGAUAAAUUGAUGGAAAGCAAACAAUGUUUUAAGAAUGCAAUGGAAAGUUCAGAAUUUACCAGAGCUGAAAAGACCACCAAGGAUUAUGAAAAUGCCAACAAGUUGCCAAAGAUUGAAGAAUGUGAACACUUGAUUAAUAUCUUUUAUCAAUUGAGCAAGUAUGGAACAGCAUUGAAAGAAUGUGUCAUUUAGAAUAAUUAAAUCAUUUUGGAAAAU